GAGCUGCUCACUCUCCUUAUUUUGCUGCUCACUUUCCCUAAUGUCAUUGCUUCGUUCACUGGCGUUGACUAGCAACAUCCUUCUCGCCCCAGGCCGUCUCCAGGAGAAGCAACAUCAUGGAGGAUGCAAGUGUAGGGCCAACGGUUGUGCCCCUCGAUUUCUUACGCGAAAUUACUAAUGGUUUCGCCGAAGAGCAGGAGCUUGGUAGCGGUUCGUUUGGAAAGGUUUACUUGGGAGUGUGUCCAGAUGGGGAAAAGGUUGCAGUGAAGAAGCUCUAUGAUAUGCCAGGACUUGACGACAAGCAAUUUUUGAAUGAGUUUAAUAACCUUAGAAGAGUCCAGCACAAAAAUAUUGUGCGGCUAGUCGGCUAUUGUCGUGAUAUUCAGGAAGUACACGUAAUGUACCAAGGAAAAUUGGUUCUUGCUGAAAAGACACAUAGGGCCCUCUGCUUGGAAUAUAUAUCCAAUGGAAGCCUUGACAAGUAUCUUUCUGAGGAAUGUGAUAGAUACAAUUGGCAGACAUGCUAUAGAAUAAUUAAGGGGAUUUGCCAAGGUUUGAAAUACCUCCACAAUGAAUUAAAACCUCCUAUUUAUCAUUUAGAUUUAAAGCCAGCCAAUAUAUUGCUGGACGAGAACAUGGUUCCCAGAAUUGCAGAUUUUGGGAUCUCAAGGUUCUUCGGAGAUGAACAUACGCGAGUUACCAAAAGUACAUUAGGAACACUUGGGUACUCACCACCGGAAUUCAUACGCAGCAAUUUAAUAUCAAAUAAAUUCGACAUAUUCAGCUUCGGUGUUGUAAUCAUAAAGAUGAUGGCAGGACGAUCUGGUUACUGGAAAAGCACUGAAAUGUCUUCACAUGAAUUCACUAAUCUUGUGCAGGAAAAUUGGACAAGUCGGCUACUUGAAACAUCAAACAGAAGGAACGCAUAUUCUGAACAAAUUAAGAUAUGCAUUGAAAUUGGUUUAUGUUGUGUGCAAGAGGAUCGACACAGAAGGCCAACUAUACAGGAUAUUGUCAAUAGACUGGAAGAGACGGAAACUAAGUGUAAUUAUGCGGCAAGGAAGGACUGGUCAUUGAUUUUCCAGCCCAGGACGAAGCUAGAUAAAAAUCUCACUGAGGAGGCGCAUAGGAACACUUCCCUUCAUUAUGCUCCAGAUCCAAAUGAUGGGCAUGCUCAGCAAAUACACCAUGAAUCCACUGUUGAUGAUGAGAGCAUGGCUGUUACUGAAGCGCUGCGCCUUCAGAUGGAAGUUCAAAAACGCCUUCAUGAACAACUUGAGACUCAGUUGAAACAAGGGAAGUAUCUGGAGUUUCCCAAUUAUCUGCGUAUGAUAAUUGAAGAACAAUCCAAACUCGGGAAAGAGAAGGUGCUGGAUCUGUGCUCAGGAGGUGCAUCAAUCCAAUCAUCCGAGCCUAGCCAGAGUGAUGCAGAUGAACGAUGGGAUUAGCGCCCGUAUAACAAAACGGGAUUAGCGUCCGUAAAACAACAACGGGAUUAGCAAGCACACAAUGUUGUGCCGUUAAAGACAGGAACCACGUCCACCGUAGAUAAGCUGGUUGGGCGGACAGGAUGUGUUCUAUCAGACCCUCUUAGUCUUUUUAUAUAAUUACUAGUAAAUUGGUCCGUGUGUUGCUACGGAUAAAUUUUAGCUGAAUAUUACUCCCUUCGUCCCAAAA
Molecule: messenger RNA, 1677 nt
Organism: Lolium rigidum
Lineage: Eukaryota; Viridiplantae; Streptophyta; Magnoliopsida; Poales; Poaceae
Product: cysteine-rich receptor-like protein kinase 44
Exons: 9
Coding region: 117-1448 (443 amino acids)
Biological process (GO): protein phosphorylation
Molecular function (GO): ATP binding; protein kinase activity
Source: RefSeq, a predicted model, not a curated record